CACUUUGUGAUUUUAUACAGCAGCUUGUGAAUGGGACGUUUAUUUUGGUCUGAUGUCAUAAGUCUGCGCCCAGAGCCCGCGUCUAUUGUGAAUUGGCUGAAGAAAGUGUCCAAACACCCAGAAAAACUGGUGAAGCAACUGAAAUCCAUGUGACACACUAUUAUAAAGAUGGCGUUUAUUAAAGAGGAGAGUGAAGACAUGAGGAUUGAAGAAACAUUCAGUGUGAAACAUGAAGAUACUGAGGAACAAACAGAUCUGAUAAUGCUGAAAGAGGAGAGUCAAGAACUGAAUGAUGUAAAGGAAGAGAAACAUCAUGGAUUCAUAACUGGAGAAAAAUCUUUUAGUUGUUCACAGACUGAAAAAACGUCAACACCAAAAAGAGCUCAAAAGACGACAACUCACACAAAAGAGGAUUGUUUAUGUGAUCAUUGUGGAAUGAGUUUUCCAGACAUAAAGGACCUUAAAAGGCAUGUAAUAAUUCAUUCCGGAAAGAAACCUUUCAAAUGUCAGCAAUGUGAUAAGAGUUUCCGAUUCAAUAAAUACCUUAAGACUCACAUGAAAAUUCACACUGGUGACAAGCCUUUCACGUGCCAUCAAUGUGGAAAGGGUUUCAAUCAUAAAGUAACUCUCAAGAAUCACAUGAGAAUUCACACUGGAGAGAAGCCAUUCACCUGCGAACUGUGUGGGAAGAGCUUCACACAACAAGAGCAUCUUAAAUGUCACAUGAGAAUUCACACUGGUGACAAGCCUUUCACAUGCUCUCAAUGUGAAAAGAGUUUCUGUCAUAAAGUAAGUCUCAAGAAUCACAUGAGAAUUCACACCGGAGAGAAGCCAUUUAUAUGCCCUCAGUGUGGAAUGAAUUUUACAUAUAAGGAAUCUCUUGAAAUCCACAUGAGAAUUCACACUGGAGGGAAGCUGUUCACCUGCAAACUGUGUGGGAAGAGCUUCUCGCGAAAAAGAAAUCUUGUGACUCAUGUGAAACUUCACACUGGAGAGAAGCCAUUUGCCUGCUUUCACUGUGGAAAGAGUUUCAAACUUAAAGGAAACCUUGAGAUUCACAUGAGAAUUCACACUGGAGAGAAGCCAUACAAGUGUCCUCAGUGUGAAGAGAGUUUCACAUAUCAUAGAGACUUGAAACAUCACUUGCAAACUCAUUCUGGAAAGACAUUGCAGUGUUCCUCAGUGUAACGAGAUUUAAUAAAAUGAGCAAUUUCAAAAAUCA
This is a messenger RNA of Megalobrama amblycephala (Wuchang bream), 1222 nucleotides long. Its product is annotated as gastrula zinc finger protein XlCGF8.2DB-like. The coding region runs from base 169 to 1188 and encodes 339 amino acids. Lineage: Eukaryota; Metazoa; Chordata; Actinopteri; Cypriniformes; Xenocyprididae. The transcript has 3 exons. The record is from RefSeq and is a predicted model, not a curated record.